ACACAGAGCUUUGAUAUUCUUUAGGAAACAAUUGAAAAAUUGCACCCUCUGCCUUGGAUUCUGAACCAGAUAACAGAGUCACUGGGCCCUGAGAUGCAUCAAAUCACAAUUAACAGCCCGAGGAAACAAUCCAAGCCAAUGUACAUUCCUCCAAAAGACUUGAGCAAAUUUAGCCCUCACCAAUCAUCCCUCCAGCAGCUUCCUCAGGACUCCAAGAGCCCAAGAGAUGGAGAUGUCAAAGCUUGGAGGAGGAAGCCAGUCACCAGAACUCAAAGUGCUCCACACAGACGUCCUGAAAAAAAACUGAAGAGGCAGACAAGUUCUGAAGCUCUUCCCACAACUAACCAUGAACAAGAUUUGGAAACAAACCAGCCCCUCAUCUCAUCGCCAAAAACAAGUGAAGCGAUCAAACCAUGUGCACCAGUUCCCUGGAUUAAAGACAUACAAAACAGGGAGCCCAGAGAGAACCAGUCUGGGCAGGAGGAACUCAGCUUACUCGACAGGCAUGCCCAAGAAUUGUCAGCGCUUCGCCUGGGAAUGGACCAAGUGACUGAGCGUGAGCUGGAAAUGGCAAAGCGACUGGAGGACUUCAUUAACCAAACUCAAGACCAGAAUGCAAUACUGCAGGCGGAAAUGAAUGAGCUCCGGAAUCUGCUGGCUGUGCGAGAGGAGCAGCUUGCUAGCGCCACCUUCAGGUUGGGUGUGAUUGAGGAGGAGAGAGAGGAUGAUGAGCGCAAGCUGAAUGUCGCAGUUGCAGCAGCUGAGCGGAUGAACAUACUGGUAAGACACUAGAAAAUAGGGUGAGCGUGUGUGUGUGUGUGCGUGCGUGUGUGUGUGUGCGUGUGUGU
This is a messenger RNA of Hippocampus comes (tiger tail seahorse), 848 nucleotides long. RefSeq names its product RAS protein activator like-3-like. The transcript has 6 exons. The coding region runs from base 94 to 792 and encodes 232 amino acids. The record is from RefSeq and is a predicted model, not a curated record. Lineage: Eukaryota; Metazoa; Chordata; Actinopteri; Syngnathiformes; Syngnathidae.